Messenger RNA from Aethalodelphis obliquidens (Pacific white-sided dolphin), 4880 nucleotides. RefSeq names its product leucine rich repeat containing 27 (gene LRRC27). Lineage: Eukaryota; Metazoa; Chordata; Mammalia; Artiodactyla; Delphinidae. Gene Ontology annotation, cellular component: cytoplasm. The record is from RefSeq and is a predicted model, not a curated record.
AUGGCCCGCCCGCCGGGCGAGGAGCAGGAGCUGGAGCGACUGGCAGCGCUCGCCUUGCGCCCCAGGCUCGGCGUUCGCGGGUCCCGGCCGCCCGGGCGGCUCCGCCGAACGCUAGCGCGCGGGGGCGGGGCCGGGGCGGGGCCGGCGGGAAGGAGUCGGGGCGGAGCGAGCGCAGGGGGCGGAGACGGGGCGGGGCCGGAGCGGGGUUCGGCGAGCGGCUACGGGUACCCGCCUCCCGCCUCAGUAGGGGCAGAUGCAAAGCACGACGACGCGGCGGCAGAGCCAGGAGAGAAGGAGUGGGCCCCUUUGGCCUUUGUGAACAAAGGUGGCUUGCGGACUGCUGCCGCCCGACCCGAGGAAGCCUUAAACCUCAUCCUGCGGUUCUGCCCUUGGCGAGACCACGCGCGGGACCCGGGAUGGGGUGGCGGGAAACGGCUGUGCGGGGGCCGAGGCCGGGUCGGUGUCAGGACGCGCAGCCCCGCGGUCCCGGGUAGCCGAAGCGAUUCCGGCCAGAUCUCAGAGGCAGUUACUGGGGGCUUCCUUCUCCUCCCGGGUGAUGGGCGUCCGAGUGACGACUGCAACCGGGACAGCCAUCCUGUGACCCCCAAGAAGACAGGAGGUCGCGGGCGGCGCGCCAGCGCUGCGGCGCUGCGGCUCCGGGCGGACCGCUGGAGUCUGGAUGAGUGCCACCGACCGCGUGGGGCCGGCAGCUUCCGCUGCUGGACUGCCGCCCUCGGCGCCUGGGUCGUGCGGGCGUCGGGUGGGCUGGCGGGCGCCGAGGGACUCCAGACCCGGGAGGAUGAGCGGUGGUCCCCGGAGGAUUGCUUCCUCCUGGCUGACGGAUGGAGGGAAGCAGCUCCUGCUAGGCUGCCUGUGGGGCUGCUGAUCCCGGAGAGCGGCGCUGGGCAGGCUAGGAGCAAACCUGCGUCCCCCUCCAGGGAGGCUCACGAGGGUGUCAAGGGGGUCAUCCUCUCUUCAUCAGUUUUAGACUUGAGUCACAGUGGUCUUCACCAUUUAGGAGCGAUCUUUAAAGUUCCCAACCUCAGACAAUCGCACCGUCAGCGGAACGCCCUCUGCACGGUUCCUAAGCGCUUCUCUCAGGGGCUGCCUAACCUCACCUGGCUGCACCUCCGCUCUAAUGGGAUCACAGCGCUGCCUUCUGGGGUCGGCUGCCACAAGCAUUUGAAAACUUUGCUUUUAGAAAGAAAUCCUGUCAAGAUGUUACCUGUGGAGCUUUACCAGACCUACAACACAGAUCCGAUCGCAAGAGCUGUUGCUGCUGUGACAUGUGUCCUACAUGUGAGCACAGGGUACGAGCAAUGCAAACGCGGAGCCCUGUACCUGCUGCUCAAGGAAGACCGGCAUCAGGCCUUUGUGGACCCAGUUAAAAAGAUGAGCGUAAGUGAGGCGCCACCUCCCCUGGUGGAUUUAUCCGCAGAGCGUGAGCCCAACGAAGAAGCCAUUCAUUCUCAGGAGGCAGAGGGAACCAUGGUAACAGAAAAGGCAGGCUUUUUCCCACCUGUGGGAAAACUAGACCUGCGUGAGUGCAGAAGGUCCGCCGAGCCUCCGGAGGACUGGCCGAGCGAGGAGGAGAUCCGGCGCUUCUGGAAGCUGAGGCAGGAGAUCGUGGAGAACCAGCAAGCGGAGGUUCUGGAGCGCCAGCGCCUGCCGGCGGAGCUGCCCCCAGCCCUCACGGCGGUGCUGAGCGACAAGGAGAAGCGGCGACCCCGCCCGAGACCCGUCUUCAGGACAAGGACGCCCUCCUUCAAGAGCGUCCUGCCCGAGCUGGCCCCAUGGCAGCAGACCCAGGGCCGCACCGGCCUGCCGGAAGAGAGUAUCGGCCCAGAUGGAGCAGCGCAGGAGCCCCACCAACUGCCUGUCUCCACCACGCUCUGGGCCCGCGAGGCCGGCUGGCGUGGACGGCGCCCUCCACCUUCUGGUUGUGUUCGGCCAGGGGGGGCUCCGGCGGGAGGUCAGAGAGAAGCGGGGAGGGAGGCAGGGUCCCUCUGCCCUGCCCACCGCUCCCGCUGCUGGGUGCCGGCAGCCCCUCCUUCCCUCACCGCAGGGCCCCGGGGUGGCUGCCGCCCAGACAGGCAAGCACUGCAGGAGUGGAGGGUGCUGGCCCAGAGGAUGCAGAGGAGGAGGGAGGGGCUCAGCCACCUCCCGACCCCACGGAGGAACCUGGUGGCGUCCAAGGUUCCCUUUGCCACUGACCUGAUAGGUCAUGAGAAAAUACCGAUGCAUUCGCCUGGGAAGCUGAAACAAAGCAAAGAGAAAUAACUGCAAGCAAGUCAGGGAAUGAGUGCCUUCCGAGAGGAAAAGCGGAAACAGCACAUCCAGCAACUGCGGGAACGAAGAAGCAGAUUCCGAGGGUCGGCACCUCUCGAGGAGAUAGGGAGGGCCACGCAGGACUUGGAAAUUGCCAGGAGGCUGCAGGAUGAAGUAAUGAAACUAGAACUGAGGUCGACCUUGAACAGAAACCAUCAAUGUACAGCUCUCCCCGGAAGCCUUUCGCUCGGCCCGACUUUGUUGCAGCCUCAGAAUCUAUUUUUUAACACGAACUAUUAAGAACCUGCAAACGUUUACAGAUGCUAAUGACAGAGCAUCACUGGUACAGACUGAGCAUCUUCUCACCUGGAAAACAGGCCGGCAGCUCGCUGCCUCCCCAGGGGUCGCCCCUGUGCAGGGCGUGAGGUUUACGGGUCCCCAUCUGCGCUGCCUAUUCGGAGGCUGCAGGAGGUCUGAGCUGCAUUAAGAGAAUACGGUGACGGCCGCGUGGCAUCCGUUUGCAGCCCGUCGGCUGGCAGAACGUGGUGUCGGCACCUGUGCCCCCCGACCCUGCUCACAGCGGGGAUCAAGCUUUCACGACUGACUAAAGUGGGGCCCGAGGUCCGUGGGGCCGUCUUUGCUGGGGAGGCAGGAGUGCCCUCCUCCCGCCCGGCGGCGCUGCUCCCCUCCCUGGGCGCUGCCCCUCCCCUGGCCCUGCAGCACCGCCGGCCCCGUCCCAGGCCCCCGGGCUCUCACCCAGCGUCGGCGCGACUUAGUCUCUUGUGCCGAACGUCUGAUUAGAUGUGAAAUAAGGGCUUGAUCUUGAAAAGACCUUUGAUUCGAUUUCUUUUUUUUAACAGAUGUAGGAUAACUCAGAUUUUCUAUUUCUUUUUGUGUCAACUUCUUUGGUAGACAUGUUUUUCCUUGAGUUUUUCCAUUUCAUCCAAGUUGUCAGGUUCAUCAGCAUAAACUUCUUCAUAAUAUCCUCAUAUUUUCUCAGUCACUGAGGACCUGUAACAAUGUCCCCUUUCUCGUUACUGAUGUUGCCCCGUUUUCCUUAAUCUUGCUCGGGAUUCGUCACUUCUGUUAAUCUUUUCGAACAACCACGGUUGGCUUUGUCGAGUUUCUAUCGUGUUUUCUGUAUCAUUGAUUCCCGUUCUUCCCCUUCUUUUCUGUUUUCUUUGGGUUUAAUCAGUGCUUAGAGGGAACUUCACCACUUUCAAAUGCAUAUGCCACAAAGGAAGAGACAGGUAAAAUCCAUACCCUGGGCUCCCAACUCAAGAAGCUAGAAGGUGUGUUAGCUACCUGUUGCUGCGUUAACAAGUUACUCCAGAACAAAGCAGCUGGAGGAGUAGAUAAAUAGCAAUAAAGAAUUAUAAAUAAUUAUAUCAUGUAUUAUUAUAUAUGACUAUAUUAACAUGGCGUAAUAAUAAUAAGUGUUUGUUGUCUCUCCCAGCUUGUGAGCGCCAGGGUAGAGGGAGCGGCUCGGCCAGCACUUCUGGCUCAGUCGGGCCACGGGUCGGGCCACGCUGCCGGAAGGCUCACUGGGCUGGGCGUCUGGUUCCCUGUGAGUCCGGUCCUGGGAAAUGUGUGAAGACCUGCUUCACGCCUGCCGUACGACUUCCUCUGGGAAAUGUUCCGUGCGACUGGACGAGAAUCUACUUGGACGUCGCGCUGUUGGACGUCGCGCUGUUGGACGUAGCGCUGUUGGAUGUAGCGCUGUGUGUCCAUCAGGCGGAUUGACGGUGUUGGUCAGAUCUCCUGCAUCCUCCAGGUUGGUUCAUCUUGUCCUGUCGGCUGGAUACCAUUUCCAGCCACGGUGUGGCCUCACGUGUGUCUCCCUUUAGCCGUGUCAGCUGCUGCUGUACGUGGUUCCAAACUAUGUUAUUAGAUGCCUGCGCAUUUAGGGUUGUUGUGCCUUCCUGUUGAAUUAGCCUUUCCGUCAACAGGAAAUAUUUCUCUUUAUCCCGUGUUCCAUACUUCUUGCCUUUGAGGUCUAUUUUGUCUGAUGGGCAUUUAUACCACCACUGCUCCAUUGAGCGUUUACCAAUACGUCUUCCAUCCUUUUACUUCAAUCUUUCUGGGUUUUUAUGUGUAAAGUACGUCUUAUGUAAAUAUCAUAUACUUGGGUCUUCCUUCCUUUCUCUAGCCUGACGAUCUUUGUCUUUUAAUUAGAGGGUUUAGUCCCCUUACAUUCAUAUGGUUGAUUUUAAGUCUCCCCUCUUGCUAUUUGUUUUAUGAGUCUCAUGUUCUUUUAUUCUUCCUUUGCUGUUCUCUGAUAAAGUAAGCAAAUUUUUAAAAAAUUUUAAAUUAUUUUUAAAAUUUUACCCGGGGCAGCGGAGAGGGAAGGGAAGGAAACAUGCAGGGUCAGGGGAUGCAGGGAGGAAAAUACACGUCUAAUUUUCCAAAAUUACCAGAGGAGGUAAAAGGAUCGUACCUCCUAACAGGAUGCAGAGCACAGGGGACUUCAGGUGAACAGGGUGAAAAACGGAGUGAACAGCAAGCCAGCAAAACAAAUACAAAGAUGGAAGGAAUGAAAUCAAGUGUAUCAGCCGCCACGUUGGACUUGCUAAUACUAAAUUGUUCUAUUGGCCUUUUAAAGAAAUACAUAA